Molecule: messenger RNA, 6510 nt
Organism: Juglans regia (Persian walnut)
Lineage: Eukaryota; Viridiplantae; Streptophyta; Magnoliopsida; Fagales; Juglandaceae
Product: bromodomain and WD repeat-containing protein 1-like
Exons: 25
Coding region: 410-5599 (1729 amino acids)
Biological process (GO): regulation of cell shape; cytoskeleton organization; regulation of transcription by RNA polymerase II
Cellular component (GO): nucleus
Molecular function (GO): protein binding
Source: RefSeq, a predicted model, not a curated record
ACAGGAAGAGUGGCCGUACCGUAAAGGUUCGAAAAGCAUCACAGCAGGAAGAGUUCGUUAUAUCUCUCUCUCUGGAGUCGAAUAUCCGAAGGACGCAGCCUGACGCACGGAGCUCCCUCCCAAAAUCUAAAGACAAAUUCCUCGUCCCGGCGCGUGCUUCACACUCUCAAAUCCUCUCUUCGGUUUUUGUUUUCCCAAUUUCGCAACUCUGCGAACUCUCAAUCCCCUCCCCCGUCCCCCCAUUCACCACUAUCCUUCAAUCCGCAAACAUACGGAAGAAACUCGUCGCUUCAUUGAAGAGAAUGCAUUAUGAAUUCUUGGAGGUCAGGGUUGCAAAAGAGUAGGAGAAAGUCUUUGUCUUUCUGGGAUUGCCUAAUUGGUUAUAUUGUAACCACAUUUAAAAGGGAACAUGGCUCUUAGGAAAUACAUUCCGUCUGGUGCUGCACAGAAGGAUAUGAAACCAUUGAGAUUUUCCUUUAAAGGACAUGAGAAUUCUGAACUUGCAGAUCCAGAGACAAGUCAUACAAUGGAGCAUGAAGUGGAUGUUGACCUCAGAGAAGUUUAUUUUCUUAUUAUGCAUUUUCUUUCAGCUGGGCCAUGUCAUAGAACUUAUGGACAGUUUUGGAAUGAACUGCUUGAACAUCAACUUUUACCCAGAAGAUAUCAUGCUUGGUAUGCAAGGAAUGGGAAUGGGACACAUAGUGGGGUUGAAAAUGAUGAUGGCAUGUCAGUUCCGUUAAGUUACACCAUGUUGGUCGAGAGGUAUCCUCACGUUGAAAAGGAUCACUUGGUAAAGCUUUUGAAGCAGCUAUUACUAAGUGCAGCUCCUCCACCGCGCGAUAUCAGUGGUAGAAAUGCUCCAAGUGCAGCUGAUGUACCUACUCUUCUUGGGAUGGGUUCAUUUUCACUUUUAAGCUAUGAUAGGGACAAAGGAAAUAAUGAUGUCAAUCGACCCCCUGGUUACAUGCGUUGGCCUCAUAUGAAAGCUGAUCAGGUUCGUGGUCUAGGUUUGAGGGAAAUAGGGGGUGGUUUCACAAGACAUUGUCGUGCACCAUCUAUUCGUGCAGCAAGUUAUGCCAUUGCAAAACCAUCUACCAUGGUACAGAAAAUGCAAAAUAUCAAGAGGCUAAGGGGGCAUAGGAAUUCUGUAUAUUGUGCAAUAUUCGAUCGCUCUGGGAGAUAUGUUAUUACUGGCUCAGAUGAUCGCCUUGUAAAAAUUUGGUCAAUGGAAACAGCUUAUUGUCUGGCCAGCUGCCGUGGACAUGAAGGUGACAUCACUGACUUGGCCGUGAGUUCCAACAAUGCUUUGGUGGCAUCCUCUUCAAAUGACUGUACCAUUCGAGUUUGGUGUUUGCCAGAUGGGUUUCCCAUUUCGGUUCUGAAGGGACAUACUGGAGCUGUCACUGCUAUUGCAUUCAGCCCCAAGCCUAAUUCUGUUUACCACCUUCUAUCGUCAUCUGAUGAUGGAACAUGUAGGAUAUGGGAUGCUAGGAAUUCCCAGUUGAGUCCAAGUAUAUAUAUUCCAAGGCCUUCAGAUUCUCUAGCAGGGAAAAACAAUGCUCCAUCCUCAAGUAUUGUUCCACAGAGCCAUCAAAUUUUUUGUUGUGCAUUUAAUGCUAAUGGAACCGUCUUUGUUACUGGCAGCUCUGACACACUUGCAAGGGUAUGGAAUGCUUGUAAACCAAAUGCAGAUGAUUCAGACCAACCAAAUCAUGAAAUUGAUGUGUUAUCUGGCCACGAGAAUGAUGUCAAUUAUGUGCAAUUUAGUGGAUGUGCUGCAGCAUCUAGAUUUACUACGUCUGACACCUUGAGAGAAGAUAAUGUUCCAAAAUUUAGGAACUUCUGGUUUACUCAUGACAACAUAGUUACCUGUUCUCGUGAUGGCAGUGCUAUUAUUUGGAUUCCAAGAUCACGUAGAUCACAUGGGAAAGCUGGCCGUUGGACAAGAGCUUAUCAUCUUAAAGUUCCACCUCCGCCAAUGCCGCCUCAACCUCCACGAGGGGGUCCUCGUCAGAGGAUGCUUCCAACCCCCCGGGGCGUUAAUAUGAUUGUUUGGAGCCUAGACAAGCGCUUUGUCCUUGCUGCUAUCAUGGAUUGCAGAAUUUGUGUUUGGAAUGCUGCUGAUGGUAGCUUAGUGCAUUCUUUGACAGGUCAUACUGAAUCUACAUAUGUUCUGGAUGUUCAUCCCUUCAAUCCACGAAUGGCCAUGAGCGCUGGUUAUGAUGGAAAAACCAUAGUGUGGGAUAUAUGGGAAGGCACACCUAUUCGAAUAUAUGACACUUCACGUUUCAAGCUGGUAGAUGGCAAGUUUUCACCGGAUGGGACGUCAAUUAUACUCUCGGAUGAUGUUGGUCAACUGUAUAUACUAAACACAGGGCAAGGAGAGUCCCUAAUAGAUGCCAAAUAUGAUCAGUUCUUCCUUGGUGAUUAUCGCCCCCUUAUUUAUGAUGCUCAUGGAAAUGCAGUUGACCAGGAAACUCAGCUUCCGCCAUACCGGAGGAACAUGGAAGAUCUCCUUUGUGGCUCAGACAUGAUACCGUACCCAGAACCCUAUCAGACUGCAUACCAGCGAAGACGAUUAGGAGCUCUGGGCAAAGAAUGGCAUCCUUCUUUGAGACUUGCUGUGGGGCCUGAUUUCACCAUAGAUCCAGACUACCAAAUGCUGCCUUUGGCAGACUUGGAUGUAUUGCCUGAACCACUGCCACAUUUUGUGGAUGCCAUGGAUUGGGAACCAGAAAUUGAAGUACAAAGUGAUGAUACUGAUUCAGAGUACAAUGUUCCUGGUGAUUAUUCUACUGGAGGAGAGCAAGGAAGCUUCGGUUCAAUUUCCUCUGGCGAUCCAGAGUGCAGUGCAGAAGACAGUGAGGCUGACACUCAAAUGGACAGCCUUCGUAGAUCAAAGAGGAAAAAACAUAAGGCAGAAGUUGACAUAAUGACUUCCUCUGGGAGGAGGGUUAAAAGGAGGAAUCUGGAUGAGGGUGAUGGCAAUCCAAUCAGAUGUAACCAAACUAGGAAAUCAAGAAAUGGCCGAAAAGCUUCAAAGAGGAAAUCUUCCACAUCAAAGUCUUUUAGGCCUCAAAGAGCUGCUGCACGAAAUGCACUUAAUUUAUUUUCGAAAAUCACAGGUACAUCGACAGAUGGUGAAGGUGAAGAUGGCUCUGAAAAUUUUUCAGAAAGUGAAUCCACAUUGCAAGAUUCAAUCGUUGAGAGUGAUGAAUCCGAUAGGCCUUUGGAAAAUGAGGAAACAAAGCAUUUAAAAGGUAAAGAAGUGUCACUGGGUGAGUCUAAGGAUGUUGAACAUUCUGAACUACCCGAAUCUUGUAUUGACAGUGGAAAUCGGAAAAGAUUGGUCCUCAAAUUGCCGAUUCGGGAUUCAAAUAAGCUUCUUCUUUCAGGGAGAACAUUGCAUAAAAGUAACUACCAGGCUGAUUUGAUGGGUUCAUCAUCUAAAGCUCCACAGGAGACCAUUGAAGAAAGCAGCAAUCAUAAAAACUCUCGGGAUCUAGGAUACUGUUCUGGUGAUGUAAACGGCAGCAUCAUUGAAAGAAAAGGGAGAAAGAGAUUAGAUAAGGUUGAAGAUCAUUUAAAUCUGUCUGAAAGUUACAAUAAUAGGCAAAUUAAAUGGGGAGGGGCAAAGGCUCGCACAUCCAGGCACCUUAGAUUUGGGGAAGGGAUGUCAUCAGGAGCUAAUGUCAGAUCUCAUGCAAGUCUGGUUGGUCAUGACGAAAAAGAGAAUAAUGUUGAAGGACAUGUAAAGUCUCGAAAGGACUGUGAUGCAAUAUCCCCUUGUUUAGAAAUUCUAAAUUAUGGGGAUAAUAUGGACGGGUUGCCACUAACAGAGGAAACAAAUAUUGUUGCUACUACCUCUGAGGGUUUUAAUGGUGAGUCACCAAAGUCUGUUCACAUGGUUGCUCAGGAUAGCACCACAUCAUUGCAGUACAAGGAUGGGAACGAUCAGCAUCAUGAACAAAAUGAGACAAUGAGGAUUAGGUCAAGAAGAAUUUCAACAGAUCCUGAAAGUCCUAAGCAGGAAAGGACAUUUUCAGUAGAAAAUCAGGACAAUAGUUGGCAUGCAAGCCCUUCAGACAAAGAACAAGAUCCAGUUGUGCCUACUGAUGAAACCAUCAGAAUAAAUACAGAUCAUGGAGAUGAAACACAAGAAUUGGACACUCAAAUGAAUAAUAAUUCUGUAUCAAUCGUGCAGGAUUCACAGGUGUUGCAUUCAAAUAGAAACAAAAUGUAUACAGCUGUUUACAAAAGGUCGAAAUCAAACAGGAGUAGGGCUAAUUUAGAAAUUGAUAGCGGUGGCAUGGGAGAAAGCAAUUCACAUGUGAGCAACCAGAGUCUAACUGUUGGACUGGACUCUCAAGGUUCUAUUGAUGGGGCUCGUAGGACAAGGUCCAUGGGACCGAAGGCAUCUACACGUGAUUCAGAUAUUGUCAUUGAUAGUCUCAAGUCACAACAAGGACACGAAUCAGGCCAUUUUAGGAGUACCCGUAAUAGUUCCACAGACAGAUGUCAACUCCCUUCUGAAAAAUGGGGAUCGAGUUCUAGAAUGACUGUUGGUUUGAGGUCUACUAGAAACAGGAGGAGCAGUAAUUAUGCCUGUGAGGGGAGUCCACUAGAUAGAAGGAAGUCUCAUCAGUCAGCUAGAAAAGGAUCUUGGUUAUUGUUGUCAAAACAUGAAGAGGGCUCCCGAUAUAUUCCCCAGCAAGGGGAUGAAGUUGUAUAUUUGAGACAGGGCCAUCAGGAGUAUAUUAAUUAUUUUAAUUCAAAAGAAUUGGGCCAUUGGAGAACAAUGAUGGGAAGCCUUGACUUAUCAAAAGAAAUGAUGGGAAACAUAAGAGCUGUGGAGUUUUGUAGAGUUGAAAGCCUUGAGUAUUCCUCACUUGCCGGGUCUGGGGAUAGCUGCUGUAAAAUGACUCUCCAAUUUGUAGAUCCAACUUCCAGUCUGUGCCAUAUAUCUUUUAAAUUGACUCUGCCAGAAGUGACUGGCUUCCCAGAUUUCCUUGUUGAAAGAACUCGGUUUGAUGCUGCUAUGCAGAAAAGAUGGUCAUUUAGGGAUAAAUGCAGAGUUUGGUGGAAAAAUGAAGGCGAAGAAGAUGGUAGUUUGUGGGAUGGUCGGAUUGUGUCUGUGAAGGCCAAAUCGGAAGAAUUUCCCGACAGUCCAUGGGAGAGGUACACCGUUCAAUACAAAAGUGAUCCCAGAGAAAGGCAUAAUCAUAGUCCUUGGGAGCUUUAUGAUGCUGAUACUCAAUGGGAGCAGCCUCAUAUUGAUGAUGAGAUCAGAAAUAAGCUGCUGUCUGCUUUUGCCAAGUUAGAGCAGUCGGGAAACAAACCCGAGGAUCGUUAUGGGGUUCAAAAAUUGAAAAAUGUUGCAGAUAAAUCAUAUUUUACUAACAGGUUUCCUGUUCCAUUGUCACUUGAAGUGAUCCAGGCAAGAUUGGAGAACAAUUAUUACCGAAGUUUAGAGGCAUUGAAUCAUGACAUAUCCGUCAUGUCGUCAAAUGCCAAAAUAUACUUUGGAAAAAAUGCAGAAAUGUCAGACAAAAUAGAUCGCCUAUCAGAUUGGUUCAUGCGGACAUUAUCAUCUUUGUAGUUCCUAAAGUUCUGUAGAGUAGUUCCAUAAUUAGGUUCAAGUUUCUCCCUUGUUUUUGUAGAUAUUACAUUGAUUCUUAUGUAUUUAGAGGUUUUUUUUCAUAGCACGUUCAGUUCUAAUUUGGGGAAUUGGUUAGUCUUUUGGGAAUUCUUUUUAGAGGAGAUGAAUGUCUUCUGGAAUUAGCCAGUUGCCGUUAAUUUUUACCAGAAAAUUCAUUCAUGUAUAGACGGAUGCUUGAUACAAUCAUCAAUAACAAUGAAGGCAAAGAGAAACCUCACAUUUUUUCUGGCUCUCUCUCUCUAUAUAUGUGUGUGUGUGUGUGUACGUUUUGUCCUUUUGAUGCCUAAAUGCCUUCCAUCAGAGUUGGUGUCCCAGAUUCAAAUGCGAAGAUACAUGCUUCAUGUCAUUACAAACCUACGAAACUGUUCCCCUUAAGCUGAUCAAGCUGCUGACAACUCUCGUCGCUUUGGUCUUGCUGACUCUAUUAAAUAGUAGAAUUCUGAUGCCAUCUCAAAAAUGUCAAUUGCUGCUACUGGGGCGAGUUGGGUUUCCCACUCAUACUUGCAUACUUACAUACCAUCAAUUCAGUUAAGCAAUCAGAGAAGAUAUUUAUUCCCACUCAUCUCCACCUUCUAGUCUUGACACUUCUCAACUUAUAAUUAAUAUUCCAUUGAUCGGAACUUGUGCUCAAGUGGAAAAAUGGCACUCAUUAACCAAGACGCUCAGUCUCAGCUGAGAAUUAAUUAUGCCACAUCAAAACCGUAGAACGCUAAUCUUUUGAUGCAAAAAAGAAAAAAAAAAAAUCGAAGAUCACUGCAGGCAAUUAUACAUGAUUACGUUACCAACUCUACGAUGGUCACAGAAAAUUGUGCGAGAAUGCUGCAAUUUUUGGCUUCUCACAAAAAAAAAAA